Molecule: messenger RNA, 3149 nt
Organism: Panicum hallii
Lineage: Eukaryota; Viridiplantae; Streptophyta; Magnoliopsida; Poales; Poaceae
Product: disease resistance protein RPM1-like
Exons: 2
Coding region: 137-3001 (954 amino acids)
Biological process (GO): defense response to other organism
Molecular function (GO): ADP binding
Source: RefSeq, a predicted model, not a curated record
CUGUCCUUUGACCAGAUUCGUCAUAUUAGCAUCCAAAUUAGUUGCAUCGAAGGAGCAAAAAGCUUAGUGCACACCCUACACAACCACAUCCAUUACAUCUUGUCUCGACGGGAGACGGCGAUAGAGCGGGGCGACGAUGGACCUCGUCGUCGGCGCCUCGAACGACGCCGUGAAAUCCCUGGUGAACAAGCUUGGGAGCCUCCUCGCGCAAGAGUACACCUUGAUCCGGGGCGCCCGCGAUGACAUCCAGUACAUCACCGACGAGCUGGCCAGCAUGCAGGCCUUCCUCAACCGGCUGAAGCGGGCGCAAGGCAACCACGACGAGCAGCGCCUGGACUGGAUGAAGCAGGUGCGCGAGGUGUCCUACGACAUCGAGGACUGCGUCGACGACGUCGACCACCGCCUCAGCGGCGAGCCCCGUGGAAGCGGGAUACUGGUGUACCUCCGCAAGAAGUGGUACCUGGUGACCACGCUGUACGCUCGCCACUGCAUCGCCACCGAGAUCGGCAACCUCAAGACUCGGGCGCAGCAUGUCAGCGAGCGGCGAAUGAGGUACGGGGUGAAGGAACUGGAGAACAACGAUGGCGGCCCUGCCGGAGCAAUCGCUCCCCGAGACAUCAUAGCACCUCCUCCCCAGCUCAUUGGCACAACUGAGCCUGUGGGGUUGGAGGACGCCAAGAAGGAGCUCGAGCCAUGGUUUACUGAGGAGGGGCAGCAGAGAUUCCUUGCGAUUGUUGGGUUUGGUGGCCUUGGCAAAACCACGCUCGCCAUGGAGCUGUACCGUGAGUUUGGAGAAAAAUUCGAAUGCAGAGCAUUUGUGCUCGCAUCGCAGAAGUUCCAUCUCCCAACGGUUCUGAGAAGCCUCAUCAAGCAGGUCCAUGAGCAGCAGUCUAGUGCUUCCAAGAAUGACCUUGUCGGGAUCGAGAACUGGAGCGAAGAGGACCUAAAAAAGAAGCUCGCGGAUCAGCUAAAAAAGAAGAGGUACCUUAUUUUGAUAGAUGACAUAUGGUCUGUAUUUGCAUGGGAAAAUAUUAGAGAUUCUUUUAACAAGAAGAAUGAGAAGGGUGGCACCAUUGUGGUGACAACACGGUUCAAAUCUGUAUCAGAAGCUUGCCGCCGUCAUCAAGGUCAUGUCUACGAGCACCAGCCCCUUCAUGAUGGAUAUUCCUACAGCCUAUUUCUUGAAAAAAUCUCCAGUGCUGCUUCUGACCUUUGUCCUGCUAGACCUAUCAAUGGUGGGGUUAUCAAGAAGGCUUGCAGAGGUCUGCCCUUAGCGAUAGUAGUGUUGGCAGGUCUAGUGGCAAGUAAAAUGAAAUCAGAGUCUAAAACAAACUUGGAUGAUCAUUUGGCUCAAGUGGGCGAGGAUUUAAGUAAAUUGUUGGGGAAUACUCUCCCCACAGAAGGAGUGACCCACAUACUGAGCCACUGCUACGACCAUUUACCGCCAGAUCUGAAGACCUGCUUGUUGUACAUGAGCAUGUUUCCCAAGGGUUGCCAAAUCAGCAGGAAGCGUCUGAUCAGAAGAUGGAUAGCUGAAGGGUUCAUCUCUGAUAAACAUGGGAAGACUGUCCAGGAAAGUGCCGAAGAUUGUUUUGAUGAACUCAUUAGCAGCAACCUGAUCCGAGCAGUCAACAACAGCAGCAAUGGCAAGGUGAAGAGCUGCCAGAUUCAUGACAUGGUUCUCGAGUACAUCGUUUCCAAGUCAAGUGAUGAAAAUUUCAUCACUGUGGUUGGCGGUCACUGGCAGACGCCGUUUCCAAGCUACAAGGUGCGCCGCCUGUCCGUCCAAAAGAGUGAUGGGAAAGAGAAGGAAAAGGUGGAGAGGAUGAAAUUGUCUCACGUCAGAUCCUUAACGGCACUAGGAAGUUUGAGAGCGCUUCACUCUACUUUGCACAAGUUUCAGAUACUGCAGGUGCUGGAUCUUGAAGGUUGCAAGGAUUUGUCCUUCAAGCAACUCAAGAAAAUAUGCAACAUGCAUCAGCUCAAGUACCUGAGCCUGCGCCAGACGGACGUCAAGGAGAUCCCAUCGAAAAUUGGCAGGCUGGAAUCUCUGGAAGUACUUGACAUAAGGGAGACGAGCAUCAUAAAAUUGCCUGCGUCUGUUGAUAAGCUUCAGAAAAUGGAGCAUUUACUUGCUGGCAACAAGAACAAGCGGCAUGCACUGAAAUUAACUGAAGGAAUCACAAAGAUGGUGGCUUUACAGACAUUAUCUGGGGUUGAGAUCUGCACUGGCUUUUCUAUGGAACUGCUUAGAGCCUUGCAAAACCUUACCAACCUGAAGAAAUUCACCAUCUACAAGGUCGGCUGCACAACCGACAACUACGAGUUACUGUUGUCCGCCAUUGAGCAUCUGAGCAGUUGCUCCCUCAAGUAUCUUGCAAUUGACGAUGAUUUCACGGGAUUUCUUGACACCUCACUGAAUGCUUCACAAGCCCCACCGGAGCACCUGCACACCCUCGGCCUCUCUGGCAAGUUGUCUCAAGUGCCCAAGUGGAUUGUCAGUCUGCACAACCUUGAGAAGCUAACCUUGUCGUUAACUUCACUCACUACGGAUACUCUGCUAGUUCUUGCUGAAGCUGAACUGCCCGAGCUGUUUUCUCUCAUUUUCUCACUCGACUCAACCAAGAUGGAUGCAAGCGUCCUCAAGAUCCUACACGAUAAUACACUUAAGUCAGGUGGGAUGAUCUUUGUGCCAUCUGGGGGAUUCACAAAUCUUAAACUGCUAUGCUUUGCGGCACCUGUGCUUCCACCUCUGAGCUUCCUGGAAGGGGCAAUGCCGGGGCUUCAGAGGAUUGAACUGAGGUUCAGAAUGGUGGAGGGUGUUUACGGACUUGAAAACCUUGAAAGUCUUCAGCAGGUGCAUCUGACUAUCAGCAGUCAGGCGCCUGAAGAUGCCAGGACAAAGGCGUCACAUAUCAAGAAAUUAGCGAGCAAGAUUCAUCGUAAGCCUUCCCCCAGUGUGGUUCUCGAUGAGUACAACGAAUCAUCAGAACAGAAGUAGAUUAUUUAGUCAUAAUGCCCCUAAUUCCACUUAGCUUGCCAUCGCUGUGUUUUUACUUGUAAUACGUUACUACAUUGGUGGUGCAUUUCUUGUACAAUUUUAUUUCUUCUGAACGAUUACCAAUUAUCAAGGUUACUUUUUUUCUGGA